Messenger RNA from Vigna umbellata (rice bean), 457 nucleotides. The record is from RefSeq and is a predicted model, not a curated record. Lineage: Eukaryota; Viridiplantae; Streptophyta; Magnoliopsida; Fabales; Fabaceae.
AUGCAACAAAUUCCUGCUUAUGCAAAGCACAUGAAGCAAAUCCCCGCAAAGAAGAGAUAUCUAGAGGAGGAAACUAGUGAUAAACAGGGAAAAUGCAGAGCUAUUUUGGAGAAACCACUUCCACCAAAAGUGAAAGAUCCAGGAAGUUUUACUAUUCCUUGCGUCAUUGGGAAGGAAAAUAUAAGGGAAGCCUUAAUUGAUUUAGGGUCAAACAUUAAUUUGAUGCCCUUAUCUAUGCUUCAAAGGAUUGGUGAUCUUGAAGUCAAUCCAACCAAGGUGACUUUGCUCAUGGCGGAUGGAUCUUCCAAGAAACCCUAUGGUGUAGUGGAAGAUGUGGUGGUUUGCAUAGACAAACUUAAAUUCCUGGUGGAUUUUGUGAUUCAAGAGAAGGAGGCUAGUCACAAAGCUGCAUGUAAGGAUGUGAUUAGCUCGAAAGCUGCAAAGCCGAUCAUCAAAG